Molecule: messenger RNA, 2031 nt
Organism: Aegilops tauschii subsp. strangulata
Lineage: Eukaryota; Viridiplantae; Streptophyta; Magnoliopsida; Poales; Poaceae
Biological process (GO): protein K48-linked deubiquitination
Cellular component (GO): nucleus
Molecular function (GO): cysteine-type deubiquitinase activity; ubiquitin binding
Source: RefSeq, a predicted model, not a curated record
AUGAAUCUGGUCUUCUUUGCUUGCUCGGAAUUGCUUGCUCGGAACAGGUAUGUCAUGAGUCUGUUAAAAUGUUGGGGUUGGGGAUGAUUUACAGUGGAAACGAAAUCUCGGGCAAAUGUUGGGGACAGUUUGGCGAUUAGGCAUUUCCUGAUUAUUACUCGAGUUCUUCUUGCGGUGCGUUAUCAAAUUUAGAGGUAGGCAAGGAUCUUGUUGAGAUUAUUCGCCACUGUUCAAGAUUUAGGUGUCCAUGCUUGUGCUAAUUGAUUCUUCUAUUUGGUUUGGUAUGAUAGCAUGUUUUGCAAUUUUGCUGCAAGUGAAAAAUGUGGGGAGAUACGAGGAUCAUGUAUUGGCAGUGGUUGCUGACAUAUUUUGGCAAGAAAUCUUGAUGCCAAAAUGUAUCAAUUUCCAGUGUAGAUCAAUGGUGUUAUAGGGGAAGUUAAUCUGAAUGUUUGCUCGGGAUUACUUGGCCAGACAUGCAUCAUCUGUUGCCUGAAAGCCUGAAACUGGCUCUGAAGCCUCAAAACUCAAUUCAUAUGAAUAAUUGGCAAGAGUAGAAAGGAUUUGGAUGACUCAACAUUUCAAUCUUGUUAGCCUUUUCACCUUUGCUAAUCCAAAAUGUGUGAUCUUGAUGCUAAUUCUGUGGAGCAGGAGAAACUAUCGCAAGUAAAGGUUGUAGUAAAGGUGAAACCCAAGCAGGACGAACUAGGUAUAAACUGGAGUCAGAUCAAGAACAAGAUUUUUCGUAGAGAAGGAAGGGAAAUAUGUUCGGAACAUGUGAACCACCAGACGCAUCCCAUCACUGAAGUCAGAAGACAUCAUAGGCUUGAUUCUGACGAGGCGAACCAUCUUGAUGCAUAUUCGGAAUCUAGAUCGGUGAUUGGAGAUGGGGAGUGUUUCUACAGGAGCUUCAUAUUUUCGUACCUUGAGCAAGUUAUUGAUAGGCAGGACACAAAUGAGGAAAACCGUCUCCUUCAUGUUGUUGAAAGAAUGUCUAUGCGACAUGGAGAUCUUCAAUGGAACUCUGAGUUUUGCAGGAGCAGCAAAGCAUUUAGGAAUCUGAUCAAGAAAAUAAUGAGAUGGAAGAGACAUGGCAGAGAAUCAAGUAGCAGGUUUUUGACUCGCUUGGUUUUCUGCAAUUCCAUCAUAGUAUUGUGGCCGAAUGCAUUCCAUCUCACUGACAUAAUAUGUGCCAUUUUUAGCCGCCGUAAAGAGAAACUUCUCGAGUUCUUCAGCGAGUAUGAUACGACACUAGACAUUAUCAUUUUCCUCAGAUUAGUAGUAGCUAUCCAGAUGUGCUCGCACAGGGAGGUGUAUGAACCGCUUAUACCAGGGCUCAGAGGAAAUUACAAUCUGGAAGAUUGGUGCUUUUGGCGCGUCGCUCCAGCUUGUCGGUCUACGGAUCAUGUUAUGAUGGUGGCCUUGGCCAGAGCGCUUGAGGUCCCCCUCAGAGUGGAGCGAGUCCGAGGAGGAUAUGAUCCAGAUAUCUACACUGGUCCUGGAGUUCCCCGUCCGAGAGUGACCCUGCUGUACUCGGCAAAUCACUACGAAAUCAUCUACCCGCGUGCUCCUUCUGCUGAGAGUUCAAGUCAUCAGGCUUCCCAGAGAGAACAUGCUGCUGAUCAGGGUUCAAGUCAACAGACUACCCAGAGAAAACAUCCUGCUGAUCAGAGUUCAAGUCACCAGGCUUCCCAGAGAGAAGAUCAUGCUGAUCAGAGUUGAAGUGAAUAGAUUCCGCUGGAUUAAAGUUGAGUUGGGCUGCUGCCUAUGAAUGAGAGUGUUUCCGAGAUUAGUGGUAGGCAUAUUAUCCUCCAGAUAUCUACAUGGAGUGAUGAAGUUGGGGUAGGCAUAGCAUAUACACUUGUGCGUUCUUCUUUGAUAGGAAGAAAAACUUGUGUUGUUGUUUGAAUUGUUGGCUGGUAUACAGUGAAUCUUGUGUGAUCAGACUGAAUUUCUUGUUAUAUUGCCAGCUGGUGUAUAAUAGAUCUCCCAUGCAGAAAUCCUACAUAUGAAUGAAUACAGUAAUGAAGCAGA